UUUGAGAACCUUGGACAUUGUGCUGCAAGGCCGCUGCAGCUGUGGUUCAACCUGAAUCUCAUCUGCAACAUGGCACCUGAGGAGUAUGACUGCAUAGUCAUAGGAGCUGGAAUACAAGGGUCUUUUACUGCCUAUCACUUGGCCAAAAACAAGAAGAAAACUCUUCUGCUGGAGCAGUUUAUCCUGCCACACUCUCGGGGGAGCUCCCAUGGCCAGACCAGGAUCAUACGUAAAGCUUAUGCAGAGAACUUCUAUGCGUCCAUGAUGGGGGAGAGCUGUGAGCUCUGGACCCUGCUGGAAAAAGAGGCAGGAGUGACACUAUACAGGCGUACAGGGCUGUUAGUGAUGGGUCCGGAGAAUGGGAAGGACUUCCAGCUCAUUAAGAGCACAAUACAGAGCAACAGGGUUCCUGCCGUGGUGCUGCAGAGGCAUGAGUUCAGCCAACAUAUCCCCAACGUCAACCUGACCCAUGGAGACGCAGCAUUUGUGGAAACCGAUGCUGGAAUUCUGUAUGCAGAUCGAGCUGUCAGAGCAGCACAGAUGGUUUUCCAAGGACAUGGUGGGGUAAUAAAAGACAGACAGAAAGUGGUUCAAAUCGAGCCUGGCUCUAUGGUCACCGUGACGACCGGGUCUGGCGUGUACAGGGCAAAAAGCCUGGUGAUCACAGCGGGUCCCUGGGCCAGCAGAGUCCUCCCACUCACCGGACUGCAGCUGCCACUGAAGGUGGUGAGGAUAAAUGUGUGUUACUGGAAGGAAAAGGUUCCGGGCUCCUACAGCGUCACUAACCGCUUCCCCUGCUUCAUCCAGAUACAGCCAAAGGAGGCGGAGCACGAUAUCUACGGCCUCCCUUCCAAUGAGUAUCCAGGACUAAUGAAGUUAUGCUACCACAUGGGCAGCGAGACAGAUCCGGAUGAGAGGGACAGACAGACAGACAGAAGUGACGUGGACAUCUUGAGUCGCUACAUCAGCCGCUGCUUCCCCGGCCUCGUUCCCGAGCCUGCUGUAGUGGAGAGCUGUUUGUACACGGUCACACCCGACCACCACUUUGUCCUGGAUCGUCAUCCCACCUACAGCAACAUAGUGAUUGGAGCUGGAUUCUCAGGCCAUGGCUUCAAGUUCGGCCCCGUCGUGGGGAAGGUGCUGAGUGAGCUAAGCAUGGGGCAGGUUCCCUCCUAUGACCUUUCACCUUUCAGCAUCAGACGCUUCCACACCCAGCCCAAGUCUGCUCUGUGAGACCACAAUCUGUAAAUUCACACAGCUUUUGUGUAAUCAGCAGAUUAAUAAUGCCUACUGCACUGUGGUCAUUUGAAGAAAACAUAAGAAGCAACUGAUUGGCCUGGACAAAAUGUUGAGUUUCAAUCAAUGAAUGCACAUUGACUGUACAUAAUUACUAUCAUGUGUAACAAGUGCAUAACAUCCUACACCACUAUACACCACUACACAUAUGGACUGGAUCUCACAGUUUCCAAUGCAAACCUUGCUGUUCAUGAGUUUUGCUGCUGUCAGACUGUCAUAGCAUGGUAAAUAUAAUUUUUGACUUAA
This is a messenger RNA of Pygocentrus nattereri (red-bellied piranha), 1542 nucleotides long. RefSeq names its product pipecolic acid oxidase (gene pipox). The record is from RefSeq and is a predicted model, not a curated record. Gene Ontology annotation, molecular function: flavin adenine dinucleotide binding; sarcosine oxidase activity; L-pipecolate oxidase activity. NCBI's taxonomy places the organism in Eukaryota, Metazoa, Chordata, Actinopteri, Characiformes, Serrasalmidae. The transcript is spliced from 8 exons. Bases 70 to 1233 code for a protein of 387 amino acids. Gene Ontology annotation, cellular component: peroxisome.